CCUGGCUGAAGGCUGCAGGCCCCGGGGCCCGAGGUCGGGCAGGAGAUCCCGGCUGCCUUGCGGCUGGACGGGGAAAGGGAGAGGAGUGGGGUUCGGGACAAUCGCCAAGUGAUCCAUUGGAUUAAGUCGGUGGGUGUCUGGGUCGCGAGAAUUCACGGGACUCUGAUUCUGACGCUGAGGAAGGAGCCGUGGGCGGAGAAGCGGAGAUGGACUUCCUGCGGAAUUUCUUCUCCCAGACCCUGGGUCUGGGCUCCCAGAAAGAGCGUCUGCUGGAUGAGCUCACCCUGGAGGGGGUGUCCCGCUACAUGCAGAGCGAGCGCUGCCGCAGGGUCAUCUGUAUGGUGGGAGCUGGAAUCUCCACGUCCUCUGGCAUCCCUGACUUCCGCUCACCAACCACCGGGCUCUACGCCAACCUGGAGAAGUACAAGCUGCCCUACCCCGAGGCCAUCUUUGAGAUCGGCUUCUUCAAGAAACAUCCGGAGCCCUUCUUUGCCCUUGCCAAGGAGCUCUAUCCUGGGCAGUUCAAGCCGACCAUCUGUCACUACUUCAUCCGCCUGCUGAAGGAGAAAGGGCUGCUGCAGCGCUGCUACACGCAGAACAUCGACACCCUGGAGCGUGUUGCGGGGCUGGAACCCGAGGACUUGGUGGAGGCCCACGGCACCUUCCACACGUCACACUGCGUCAGCCCGCUGUGCCGGCAGGAGUACCCCUUGAGCUGGAUGAAAGAGAAGAUCUUCUCCGAGGUGACUCCCAAGUGUGAGAAGUGUCAGAGCUUGGUGAAGCCUGACAUCAUCUUCUUUGGCGAGAACCUGCCGGCGCGCUUCUUCUCCUGCUUGCAGUCGGACUUCCGGAAGGUGGACCUCCUCAUCAUCAUGGGCACCUCCCUGCAGGUGCAGCCCUUCGCCUCCCUCAUCAGCAAGGCCCCCCUCUCCACCCCGCGCCUGCUCAUCAACAAGGAGAAGAGUGGCCAGACGGACCCGUUCCUGGGGAUGAUGAUGGGCAUGGGAGGCGGCAUGGACUUUGACUCCAAGAAGGCCUACAGGGACGUGGCCUGGCUGGGUGACUGCGACCAGGGCUGCCUGGCCCUUGCCGACCUCCUGGGAUGGAAGAAGGAGCUGGAGGAGCUGGUCCGGAAGGAGCAUGCCCGCAUCGAUGCCCAGGCAGAACCAAGGAGCCCCAACCCCACCUCCACCUCAGGGCCUUCUCCCGGGGCCUCCCCACCCCCCGCCAAGGAGCAGACCCAGUGACCAUGGCGUGUCCCCUGCAGGAUCCACACCUCCUUCAGGGCAGCCCCUCUAACUUAUAGCUCUCCUCCUCUGGACGCGCUGAACAGUUCCCCAAUCUCUUAAUCAAGCCCCGCCCACGCCCGAGUGCCCCCCAUCUCCCAGAACCCUGACCAGUCUAACACCGUGGGGCCGACUGGGGGUGGCCGUCUCUAACAGCCCCAGCCCCUCCCAGGGGUGAGGCGCCCCCCUCCCCUAAUUUCCUAACUGCUCCCAGCAGCCAGACGGUCUCCCCGACUGCUAACCACCCCAGCAUGGGAGUCCCGGGGCCUGUGGCCACACAGACGGAGCCUAACCUAGCCUGGCCGGGGCCGGGGUAUGGGCCCCCACGCCCUCGCCGCGUGGGUCGGGGUCUGAGCCUGGAAACCUCAGCUCCCAAAGUGGGUGCUGCCCCCUCGUCUUGGGGGCCCCCUUCCCGUGCAGGGACGGGCAGCCUAUCCGUUGCUCUCUGCUGGAGACAAAUUAAACGCUCGGAGCUAACCAGUCA
Sorex araneus (European shrew) is the source of this 1770-nucleotide messenger RNA. It is a transcript of the gene SIRT2, whose product is annotated as sirtuin 2. The transcript is spliced from 15 exons. Lineage: Eukaryota; Metazoa; Chordata; Mammalia; Eulipotyphla; Soricidae. The coding region runs from base 207 to 1247 and encodes 346 amino acids. Gene Ontology annotation, molecular function: NAD+ binding; histone deacetylase activity, NAD-dependent. The record is from RefSeq and is a predicted model, not a curated record.